GCUUCGGGGAGGCUUUAUAAAGGCGGCGCUGGAGGAGGCAAGUGUCAUGAGGGUGGCAGGGCAGCGGAGCGGCGGCCGGGCAGCGUGAAGAGGCGGCUGGCGGGUGCUUUUAUUUUUGGGAGAGCCGCUGGUGGUUUUCUUUCCUUGGCCGUCGCUGCUGCGGAGCUGGAAUGUUGCAAAGGAGCUCGCGGCAGCCAAGCUGAUCAGCAGCGGCAGCAGCGGAGGCAAGCAGCGGCGAGCCGCGAUCGCUGCCCUGCCCGAGCUCUCCGGGGCGAUGAAGCGGCGCAAGCUGGCCGUGGCCGCCGGCUUCUGCAUGUCCUUCCUGCUGGGCACUUUGCUCAACGUCCUCUUCAUCCCGGCCUUUGAUCCCCAGCAGCAACAGCAGCAGCGGCAGCAGCUCAGCGCGGGCGUCACGCACUCGCUGGCGGGCUCGCCGGGGGAGGCGGGCGGCAGCAGCAGCAGCAGCCGCCCCCUCCCCGAGGACCUCGCCCGGCAGAUCCGAGAGCGCUACGAGGAGGUGCUGCGCUACCAGCCGCCUCGGGAGGCAGCUGCCGCCGGCGCUCGCCUGGCAGUGCGACCCCUGGAGCGGCGGCUCAUGGAUCUCGCUCCGCAGCGGCUCUCUUCCUCCUUGUCUUCUUCUUCCACGGAGCGCAGCAGCAGCAGCAGCCGCCCCAAGCUGCCCGGAUCCCGGGCUCCUUCCUGGGGCGGCGCGCCCUGGGACCACCCGCGAGCGCAGCUGGAGCUCUCGCUCGGCCCGCUGGCGCUCGGCUGCCGGGACAUCGGCAACGUGAGCAACGUGCACUACCUGGGCUCGGGCUACACCAAGGCCGUCUACAGAGCCGUGCUCAACCGGAGCCUGGCCGUGGCCCUCAAGUCCGUCGAUUUCGGCGGCCACGACAUCGACAACUGCGUCAAGCUGUACGGCUCCUUGGAAGGCUGCUACCGCCUGGCUUCCUACAAGAUCGCCAAGGAGAUGGUCUUGUUGCAGAGGCUGCGACACCCCAACAUCCUCCAGCUUCACGGAUAUUGUUACCAAGACAGCAAUGACAUCGCAGACACCCUGACUGCCAUCACAGAACUGGGCUCACCCCUGGAGAUGAUUCAGCUUUUACAGAUUUCUUGGGAGGACAGGUUUCGUAUCUGCUUCAGCUUAGUUCAGCUUCUGCAUUAUCUGGCCCACUCUCCCCUUGGCUCCGUGACUCUCUUGGAUUUCCGACCCCGGCAGUUUGUGAUUGUGGACGGAGAGCUCAAGGUGACGGAUCUGGAUGACGCCAGCAUCGAGGAGGCCUCCUGCACGAGCAGCAGGGACUGUUUCAUGGAGUUCCCGGCAAGAAACUUCAGCCUGCCUUGUUCUCUUGAGGGCAAAUGCCAAAGUAUGAAUGAGAAGAGGAAUCUUUACAAUGCCUACAGGUUUUUCUUUACUUAUCUUCUGCCGCACAGUGCCCCUUCAUCCCUGAGGCCGUUGCUCGAUGCGAUUGUCAAUGCUACAGGAGAACUUCAGUGGGGAAUAGAUGAAACGGCUGCUCAGCUUAAAAGAGUUUUGCAUUUAUACAAGAGUGGCGUGUACCUCCAGAAUUCUACACGAACACUCCGGUCAGAUUACAGAAAGGUGCCUGAAGCCACUAUCGUCAAUGAGAAUUACAGGUGCUGGCCCUCCUACCAUCACAAGGAAUGUCUCCUAUCCGUGUUUGACGUUAGUGAGGCCAUGGAGGUUUGCGAGAGUCAUUCCCAGUGCAAAGCUUUUGUGCUCACCAAUCAGACAACGUGGACAGGUCGUCAGCUGGUCUACUUCAAGAUGGGAUCCACUUCCAUUGCAUCUGAUCAUGACAAGACGACCUACGUGAAAGUGGUCAACUGAAAGCUAGCCUGACCUACAAGUCCAAUUCUGUGCAAAUUUACUCAGAAGUAUCUCCUAUGAAGUUCAGCAAGGUUUACUCUCCAGUCGGCAUGCAUAGGAUUGCAGCCCUAGUUGCAAGCUAGUGAAAUAUGACUGCGGUCAGCACGCCAAUGUAGAGACUGCUGUUGUACGCAAAGAAACUGAGGAUGGGGAGGGAAUUGCACUAUCACUCCUUCUAAUCUGCAGAGCAUGAAAUCAAACCUUAAAAAGAA
Messenger RNA from Podarcis raffonei (Aeolian wall lizard), 2109 nucleotides. RefSeq names its product protein kinase domain containing, cytoplasmic (gene PKDCC). The transcript is spliced from 7 exons. Gene Ontology annotation, biological process: protein phosphorylation. Bases 275 to 1858 code for a protein of 527 amino acids. NCBI's taxonomy places the organism in Eukaryota, Metazoa, Chordata, Lepidosauria, Squamata, Lacertidae. The record is from RefSeq and is a predicted model, not a curated record. Gene Ontology annotation, molecular function: non-membrane spanning protein tyrosine kinase activity; ATP binding.